This is a messenger RNA of Andrographis paniculata, 936 nucleotides long. Its product is annotated as transcription termination factor MTEF1, chloroplastic-like. The transcript has a single exon. Gene Ontology annotation, molecular function: double-stranded DNA binding. Bases 1 to 936 code for a protein of 311 amino acids. NCBI's taxonomy places the organism in Eukaryota, Viridiplantae, Streptophyta, Magnoliopsida, Lamiales, Acanthaceae. The record is from RefSeq and is a predicted model, not a curated record. Gene Ontology annotation, biological process: regulation of DNA-templated transcription.
AUGCGGACAGCGGCGGCGACACCAUUCUAUUACUGGACGUGCUUCUCUUCUCAAAAACCAAUUGCUGCAGAUCCAGAGCAACCGACCAACGUCUUCGCUGUAAAACCGAAGAUUAGCCUUCAAAAACAUACAGAUAACCAACAAACCAAAGCAGGAAUCUCCCAGCAAUUCAAGGAAAAAAUCCUCUGCCUCGAAAUCAUGGGCGUCGAUUCAGGCCAGGCUCUGGCCCGAAAUCCUUCUCUCCGCGAAGCUCCAGUUGAUUCCAUCAACUCCGUCAUCUCCUUCCUUCAAUCCAAAGGCGUACACAUUAAGGAUUUAGGCAGAAUCUUCGGUAUGUGCCCUAGAAUUCUGACUUCUAACAUAAAAUCCGACCUCGAUCCGGUUUUCAGUUUCCUAUCCUCCGAUCUCGGAGUUCCUGAUCGGAAUUUCAGAAUGGUGAUCAGCAAAUGCCCGAGACUAUUAAUUUCCAGCGUCGGAGAUCAACUGAAGCCGGCUCUAUCCUACCUUCGCAAGCUAGGGUUCAGAGAUUUGAAAGCACUAGCGUAUCGAGACUCGAUUUUACUGGUCUCGAAUGUGGAGAGAACGCUGGUUCCCAAACUGGAUUAUCUUGUCAGUUUGGGGAUUUCCAAGCCCGACGCCGUACGGAUGGUCCUGCGAUGCCCUGGAUUGUUCACAUUCAGCAUCGAGAACAACUUGAAGCCGAAAUUCAACUACUUUGCUGAAGAAAUGAAAGGGAAAUUGGGGGAAGUGAAGGAAUUUCCGCAGUACUUCACGUUUAGUUUGGAGAAGAGGAUAAAGCCGCGGCAUAUGGAGGUUGUACGAACAGGAGUGAAGAUUGUGCUCCCGUUGAUGCUGAAGACCAGUGAUCAGGCUUUCAGAGAAUUGCUCACGCUAAAAAUGAGCUCGGAGUUAGAGGCAAACAAUGAAACGCUGUAG